AUGCGAAAAAAUGACUUUGACGUAAGGGAGAUGAAUGCAGCACUGGGUAUCCUCAAGCUGGCCAGAGAGGGAAGGGGAGAUAGCGAUGAGCCUGACACAAGAACAAGAAAGACAACUUUCCAAAUGAUGGUCCUGAAGGAGGUGUUCAAGAUUGCGCCGCAUCCGUCGACUCUUACAAAGGCGGAUUUAGCGCUUAUGAUCAAGCUUCCCCUGAAGGCUGUGCAGAUAUGGUUCCAAAACGAACGGAGCAGGAAGGAGAGAGGCGGGCGCCUGGGCAAAAGAACUAGAGGAGGAAAGUCCGAAAGCAUAGACCCUGUCAGACUUUUCAAGGUCAUAAUGAAAGUUUUGGAGAAAAACAGGGAGGGACUCGGAUUCUAA
This is a messenger RNA of Encephalitozoon cuniculi GB-M1, 378 nucleotides long. RefSeq lists its product as uncharacterized. Bases 1 to 378 code for a protein of 125 amino acids. Gene Ontology annotation, molecular function: DNA binding. Lineage: Eukaryota; Fungi; Microsporidia; Unikaryonidae. The transcript has a single exon. The record is from RefSeq and is marked provisional.